This is a messenger RNA of Anthonomus grandis grandis, 2337 nucleotides long. It is a transcript of the gene ple, whose product is annotated as tyrosine 3-monooxygenase. Gene Ontology annotation, molecular function: iron ion binding; tyrosine 3-monooxygenase activity. The transcript has 7 exons. The coding region runs from base 226 to 1824 and encodes 532 amino acids. Gene Ontology annotation, biological process: dopamine biosynthetic process from tyrosine. Lineage: Eukaryota; Metazoa; Arthropoda; Insecta; Coleoptera; Curculionidae. Gene Ontology annotation, cellular component: perikaryon; axon; cytoplasm. The record is from RefSeq and is a predicted model, not a curated record.
CAACCGCCACAGGUUGCAGGUGUUUCACGACCUCCUCUUGACCAGAAAAAUUCAUUCAAUCUUUGACAGACGUGGUUCCAAAAAACCAUCGUGGUCGAGAAAUUUUUAAGAAGAAUUUUUGGGUUUGAGUUUUUGGUUUUCUUUGGGUGCGCGCUUAAGUUGUGUCUAUUUUUUCCGAUAUUCUUUUUUUCGUCUUUUGGAUAUUUGUUUUGAAGAGUUGCUAAAAUGGCCGCCGUCGCCGCUGCUCAGAAGAACAGGGAGAUGUUCGCUAUUAAGAAGAGUUAUAGUGUUGAGAAUGGAUACCCAGCCAGGCGUAGAUCUCUCGUUGAUGACGCCCGGUUUGAAACUUUGGUCGUGAAACAAACUAAACAAACUGUUUUGGACGAAGCUAGACUUAGGUCUAAUGACUCUAGCGUAGAGCCUGAAAAUGAAAAACCCGUUCAACAGCCAGAAGAACCAACUAACAAGGAUGAUACUGGCCUUACUGAAGAAGAAGUGGUCCUAUCCAACGCAAUCUCCGAGGAUCCAGAAUCCGAAAAGAUGAACCAACGCGCCGCUCUAAUCCUUCACCUGAAAGAAGGAAUGAACUCCCUUGCCAGAGUCCUGAAAUCCAUCGAAAAGUACCAGGGCGUGGUCGUUCAUUUGGAAACCCGUCCCACCCAAAACCAGGGCACCCAGCUAGAUGCUUUGGUAAAAGUCGACAUGAGCAGGAUUAACAUGCUACAGCUGCUAAAGAACUUGAGACAAAGUCAAACUCUUGAGCAUUGCACCCUGAUUGGUGAGGAUAACAUUUCCGCUAAGAACCCAUGGUUCCCUAGGCACGCAAGUGAAUUGGACGACUGCAAUCAUUUAAUGACCAAGUACGAACCUGAUUUAGAUAUGAACCAUCCUGGAUUCGCUGAUAAGGUUUACAGGGCUAGGAGGAAGGAGAUUGCUGAAAUUGCUUUUGGAUAUAAAUAUGGGGACCCAGUACCAUACAUUGAAUAUACUGAGACCGAAAAUAAAACUUGGAGGUCGGUCUUCACCACCGUCGAAGAACUUAUGCCUAAACACGCCUGCGGAGAAUACCGUACAGUAUUCAGACUGCUCCAAAAGGAGGGAUUGUUCGUUCCAGACCACAUUCCACAACUGGAAGAUAUGUCUAAGUUUAUGCAAAAACAUACCGGAUUCACUUUGAGACCUGCCGCUGGACUUUUGACCGCCAGGGACUUUUUGGCCUCAUUGGCGUUCAGAAUUUUCCAGAGCACUCAGUACAUCCGUCACAUCAACUCGCCCUUCCACACUCCAGAACCAGACGCAAUCCAUGAAAUCCUUGGUCACAUGCCCUUACUGGCGGAUCCCAGCUUCGCCCAGUUCUCCCAAGAAAUCGGCUUGGCCUCCCUGGGAGCAUCCGACGAGGAAAUCGAGAAACUAUCCACUGUCUACUGGUUCACCGUAGAGUUUGGCCUGUGCAAGGAAGCCGGAGAAACCAAAGUCUACGGAGCAGGACUCCUUUCAGCUUACGGAGAACUACUACACGCCCUCUCAGACAAGCCGGAGCACAGACCAUUCGAUCCAGCAUCCACCGCCGUUCAGCCCUACCAAGACCAGGAGUACCAACCGAUUUAUUACGUAGCAGAAAGUUUCGAUGAUAUGAAGGAUAAGUUCAGAAGAUGGGUGAGCGGCAUGUCCAGACCAUUUGAAGUGAGAUUCAAUCCACAUACUGGCAGAGUGGAAGUACUCGAUUCCGUAGAAAAACUGGAAAGUUUGGUACAUCAGUUGAACACCGAGGUACUACAUCUAUCUAACGCCAUUCACAAGAUGAAGGCUCCUAGCAUUUGCUAAGUUCAUAAUUUAUUACUAAAUUCGCUUAUUUGGUUGUGUUUGUUGUGUAAAAUUUUGUUUUCUUGUAAUAUAUUUUGACUCUAAUAUAUUUAUAUAUUUAAAAGCUCGUAGGCGUUAGGAUAGAUUAAUUCUUAAAGUAUUAUCUAGUUGAUAGUGAGUAGGUAGUGUGCAAUAUUGCACCACUGAUUAUGUGAUUGAUGUCGUGUCUAGUAGUAACCCUCUAUAAAAAAAAGACAGUGGCGUAGGGUCAGCGGGCUUAAAACGCGUUAGUUCCUUUGUAAUUAUUGACUAUUGAAUUUAUAUUGAUGAUGCUUUAUUUAAAUGUUCGCUUUUUAAGAAUUCGCAUUGACAACGCCACGUUAUCUUACGUAUGUAUUUAUGCAACUUUAGAUAGAAAUAGCACCUUCGCACGCGUAUUGCCGCAAUUCUCUAUAGAUAUGAUAAAUGUAUUUUAUGAUUUAGGCAACAUUGUAAUGUAAAAAAAUGUUUAGAAAAUAUAAAUGUGCAAUCAGA